This is a messenger RNA of Alnus glutinosa, 1405 nucleotides long. RefSeq lists its product as uncharacterized. Lineage: Eukaryota; Viridiplantae; Streptophyta; Magnoliopsida; Fagales; Betulaceae. Bases 191 to 1405 code for a protein of 404 amino acids. The record is from RefSeq and is a predicted model, not a curated record. The transcript has a single exon.
UAGUCACUCGGUCACUCUCAUCUAUUCCCUUGGUAAAGUGUUCAAAGAGCACGACCAUGCAUUCUGUUACUUUUGCGGUAGAAAGGUCAACCUCAAGUAUGCGGGUUAUUAUUGUAAAAAAUGUGAUUUCGUAGCCCACUUGAAAUGCGCCCACGACAAUUCGAUUGCACCAAGUGACACCAUCAAAAUUAUGGCAGAUCGCCACUUUCUCACUCUCAUCUAUUCACUUGGUCAAGUGAUCCUGAAGGAGCACGACGACACAUUAUGUAACCUCUGUUUUACAAAGCUCAACCCCAAGCGUGCGGGUUAUUAUUGUCACCAAUGUGAUUUCGUAGCCCACUUGGGAUGCGCCCGCAAAAAUUCGAUUGAACCAAUUGAUACCACAUACUCAAGUGACUCAAGCAUAGAAUCUGAUGUCAAUGAGGAUAUCUACUUAGAAGAGGAUGAAGAGCGUGAGGAGGUCAAACGUUUCUAUCACGAACAUAAGUUAAUCCUCAGCCGCAACGAAGUCGAGUUUGAUCAUCGUAAGCUCAUCUGUGAAGGUUGUAUGCAAUCAAUUUCCGCCCCAUUUUAUAGUUGUGAGCAAUGCGACUACUUUCUCCAUAGUACCUGGGCUAGACUACCCUUAAAGAAGCGACACCCAAUUCACCGACAUAAGCUUACCCUCUCUGCAACCGGGGAUUUUACUGGUGGCCUCAGUUCUUGUAAUGCUUGUCGUCGUUUAAGCCAUGGCUUCGCUUAUGUAUGCCACCACCUCAACUGUGGCUACAACAUGGACAUCCGAUGUUGUUCAAUUCCGAAAAUCUUUAAACAUGAAGGUCACCGACACCCCCUCUCCUUUGCUAAAAGUUCUGCUGAAAUGUUUAAUGCUUGUGAUAGCUCGGAGAGCGGAUUAGGGACAAAUGGUGCAAUCUAUUAUGGUGCAGUAUUUGUAUGCAAUGAAUGUGAAUUUGCCAUGGAUUUUGAAUGUGCAACACUCCCCCUCAAAGUUAAGUGUGAGUAUGACUCACAUCACCUCUCACUUACUUAUACAGUUGAAAAUGAUUAUGAAGAAUAUUAUUGUCUAAUUUGUGAAGAAGAAAGAAAUACAAACCAUUGGUUCUAUUACUGUGUAGAAUGCAACUUUGCCGCUCACCCUCAAUGCGCAAUUGGACCGUAUCCCUACAUUAAGUAUGAAACGAAUUUUACUCAAGAAGAUGGUCAUCAACACCCUUUCAAUUUUUCCUGGAGAACUAAGAACUCUCAUCCAUGUGAUGCUUGUGGUAAAACUUUUGAAAAUGAAACUUUGGAGGGUGAAACUUCUGUGGGAGCUAUGGGCCUAAACUGUACACAAUGCAAAUCCAUUAUCCAUUGGGACUAUAAAUGUAUACGGAAAUUAGAAGAAAAACUUCUUAGCACUUAUUAG